AUGAGGGUUUACUUGAACCAGCAGUUGGAAAAACAGGAUAAGCAAUUAACAUCCUUAAAGGAAUGGCUGAAAAGGGCCGAGGUAGCUGAAGAAAUAGCAAAAGCGGUUCAGGCUGAGUUAAGGAAUCAAAUAACUGAGUAUGAUAAGCUGUUUAACAAGAACGGGCUCACACAAAAAGAGUUGGCUAAGGUUAAGAGAUCAACCAAAGGCAAGAUGAGUGUCGAUAAAGAGAUGGUGGAUUCCUUGAAGAAAGAAAUGAGCAUUCUUUUAAAGAAAGUGGAAGUUGAAAAGGAGAAGAAUCGGCUAGCCCAUCUCGACAUAGAAGAGGAAAGAAGGAUCAAAGCUCAAUACAUGAUGCAACUAGAGGAAGAGAGAAGUUCAAGAAAGGCUGCAGAGUCUGAUAUGAGAGAUUACCAGAAGAGAGCCGAGUCUUCGAAAGGAAGGAUGAUGGCUUUACAAUCGAAGAUCGAGAUACGAGAAGAAGAGUUAAAAGAGAUGAGCAGCCAUUACUUCGAGAUGGAAGAGGAGCUCAGUAAGGCUAAGCAAGAGCGUCAAGAAUGUCAAGACUACAUGGACAACUUUACAGUUCAAAUUAACUCCAAAAUAGCCGAGCUGGAUAUCGAAAAGGAAGAACUACAGAGGGUAAGGGAUAAGUUGGCCCGGUCGGAGGAUAUGGUUCGAGUGUUGGAAAGAAGUAAUGAAGCCCUAGGAGCCAGCAACGAAGUGAUAAUUGCAGAUAACACCGUGUUCCAUGAUAAGAUAAGGCACAUAACGAAGCAGGUCGAGCAAGCAGCCCGUUAUGCAGAAAGAUUGCAACAACAAGCAAUCCAAGUUGGAAAUGAUGCUUCAAAGUAUUGGGAAUACAUGGCGGCCAUCACAUGUUUUAUUGGGGACUUAGCUAAUAGGGGAAACACCUUUUAA
Molecule: messenger RNA, 921 nt
Organism: Populus nigra (black poplar)
Lineage: Eukaryota; Viridiplantae; Streptophyta; Magnoliopsida; Malpighiales; Salicaceae
Exons: 1
Coding region: 1-921 (306 amino acids)
Source: RefSeq, a predicted model, not a curated record